GGUGAGGUUUGAGGCGGUGAAGGUCGUCUGUCGUGAGUCGAGGAGACUUCUUUUCACCUGGGACAAACCUACACUCACCGACAGCUCGCUAGGACCCAGGAUGCCCAGCACCCGCUCUCAGGACCAAGCUCAGCUCACGCUGCAGUUUCCACGACGCAGAUCCUGCCGAGCGUCGUCCCGCGGCAAGACACCCAAACCCCAAAACGCUCCACCUUCGUCGCCAACCAAGCCAGAGCCCCAGCCGGCUCCCCUGACCCGGAUCGGACCCCUGUCCCCAAGUCGCCAAACGGACCUGCCUGUUUCUCUGACAUGGAGGUGCCUCGCUGAGCCUCCGCUGUCUCCAGAGCAGCCCGGCGCCCGUCUCACUCCUCUGUCCCGCAGACGCCCUGCAGGUCAGACACCACCUGCUCCUGGAACCCGACUCCCCCUCAGCCCACGGAAACGCACAGGUGAUGAGAACGGCUGCAACCUCGGCGCCCCCCUGCAGUGUUCCCCUCCCAAGAAGAACAAACCCACUCUGAACUCGCAGCGGAAACUGGGCUUUGACGAGAACUCGCCGGCCUCGCUCCACCCAACAUCAAACCCGCCUUCAACCGCCAAGCCGUCCCCGAGAAGGCCAGAAACCCCCACUGGAAGUCCAGUCUGCCAGGACCGGCUGAAGACGCCACCAGUUGCACGACUGUUUACAGAAAAGUCGGGGCUCCAGAGCGUGAAGCAGGUCCUGCACACCGCCGUACCCGAGCGUCUCUUGUGCAGGGAGGCUGAGCAGGCGCACAUUCGCUCCUUCCUGCAGGACAAGGUGCUGCAGCGUGCCCCUGGGUGCCUGUACAUCUCAGGAGCCCCGGGGACUGGGAAGACGGCCUGCCUGAACUGUGUGCUGCAGGACAUGAGGACUGAGCUGUCCUCGGUGCAGACUGUUAUGGUGAACUGCAUGAGUCUGCGGAGCUCCCACGCCAUUUUCCCCCUUCUGGCUGACAAGCUGAAAGCACCUGGCGGGCAGAACGGCCUGCAGAGGCUCCUGACAGCCCCCGGCUCCUCCGUGCUUCUCAUUCUGGAUGAAAUGGACCAGCUGGACAGCAGAGCUCAGGACGUCCUCUACACCAUCUUUGAAUGGCCGUACCUGCCCAAGUCUCGUCUGUGUCUCAUUGGUGUCGCCAACGCUCUGGACCUGACUGACCGGAUUCUGCCCAGGCUGCAGGCUCGGCCUCUCUGUCGCCCCCUGCUGCUGCACUUUCCUCCCUACAGUCGGCAGGAGCUCUCGUCCAUCAUACAGGACAGACUGGCACAGGUGUCGAGUGAAGGGAUCCUGGACGUGUCUGCGCUUCAGUUCUGUGUCAGAAAGGUAUCAGCGGUGUCUGGAGACGCCAGGAAAGCUCUGGACAUCUGCAGGAGAGCGGUGGAAGUGGCACAAGCUGACGAGAGGAAGAAAGCACUCGAUCCUGAACGUGAAACAAAACCGCCUCGGGUCGGCCUCCCGCAGGUGGCCCGCGUGCUGUCGGAGGUGUACGGCGACCGCAUGGCCUCUCAGAGCAGCAGCUCAGAGGGGGAGAGUUUCCCUCUGCAGCAGAAGCUGCUGGUCUGCUGCCUUCUGCUGCUCAUCCGCCACGGGAAGAGCAGAGAGAUCGGCCUGGGGAAGCUCCACGAGGUGUACAGUCGCCUGUGUGCUCAGAGGCAGGUGUCUGGAGUCGGUCAGGGGGAGUGUUUGUCUCUCUGCAGUCUGCUGGAGAGUCGAGGCGUCUUUGCUCUGAAGAAGGCCAGAGAGGCUCGUCUCACCAAGGUGUUUCUGAACAUCGAAGAGAAAGAUGUUGAAAAUGCUCUGAAGGACCGAGCGCUGCUGGGCAGCAUCCUCGCUGCAGGACUCCCCUCAUGAGCCACCGUUUAAAACUAAGAUUUCUCUUUGGCUCAGAGUUUGUACAGUUU
This is a messenger RNA of Nematolebias whitei (Rio pearlfish), 1920 nucleotides long. It is a transcript of the gene cdc6, whose product is annotated as cell division cycle 6 homolog (S. cerevisiae). The transcript is spliced from 12 exons. Gene Ontology annotation, molecular function: DNA replication origin binding; ATP hydrolysis activity. Gene Ontology annotation, cellular component: nucleus. Bases 101 to 1870 code for a protein of 589 amino acids. The record is from RefSeq and is a predicted model, not a curated record. Lineage: Eukaryota; Metazoa; Chordata; Actinopteri; Cyprinodontiformes; Rivulidae. Gene Ontology annotation, biological process: cell division; mitotic DNA replication checkpoint signaling; DNA replication initiation.